CACCGUCUGGAUUUGUAGGUUAUGUGUAGGGGUUUGAGACCGUGAAAACAUUAGAGUUUGGGAGCAUUUGUGGAUUUUUGUCAUGGGUCAAGGGUGGAAAAGGUUACCCUUGCUAGUAGUUUUCCUGCUAUUUUGGAAGAAUACUGAUGGAUUUAAAGGUGGCGCUUAUUCCAAUGCCCAUCAACAGUGGGGUCAGCCUUCUGACACUUUCUCACCUCAUGCUGUCCAGUCUUCUAUGCCAGAGGCCCGUGUGACUGGGACUUUGCCUGUUGAAGAAGUGGGCUCCAGUUUGUUCUCUAACAAACCCCUGAAGAGCAGGUCAAAGUUUAAUCUACUCCAGUUUGUCAAAGGUGGUUCCAGCAGCUCUCAGUCAACGUCCCAUGCCCAAACUGCUCCAGGCAGCUCUGUCUCUGCUUUCUUGCCUCUGCCCCUAGAUGAACAGCCUUUAAGCAGCUUGACAUCUGCUGGAUCAAGUAUUUCAGGUGCUGCUAGUGGAUUGAGUUUGCAGACUCUGUAUGCUGCAAGUGGUUCUGGACACCUCGUUUCUACCCAGGGAGGGAGUAGUAGCUACCCUGCCAAGCUUGGCUUUUCUGACCAGUCCACCAGUGAUGGUUUGCAUUUGUCAACCUCCCAGGAAACCUCUGUUCAUAAAUCAGCAGAAGCCUCUUUGCCUGUGUUCUCUCAGGAGAGUAUCUCUUACAGCAGUUCAUCUGCUCCAGGUGCCACUUCCACUUCUCAAAGUAGCCCUAUACUAUCAGAAAGUUCGGGUCAACGUGUAUUUUCUCAGGGGGAAGGUAGCUACAGUGCUUUGUCUCAAGGUGCCUCUAGUCCAUAUACUCCAGGAUCCCUGAUGUCUAACAAGCUUGAUGCUUUACCCCUAGGGGUUUCUAGCCAGUCCACAAGUGCUCAAAGUUCACCUAGUGGUUCUCCAAGCACCCAGAGCAGGUCUGGCACUCAGUUAGCAACUUCUAGUCGUUAUGUCUCAGUACAGGGAGGUAGUAGCUCUACUAGUUUUUCUCACAAGCCUCAGGGCACUCUGGGUCAGUAUGCUCCCUUGUCCCCUACCAAAUAUGUAAGCGCUCCCAUGUCAUCGCCCCAAGAUAUCUAUAGCCAGGCCACAAGUAGCGGGUCUUCCUAUAGAGCUGUUUCACAGGUUGGUUCUCUGCCUCAAGUGGGCGCUUCUGAUCAGUUUGCAUCUCGGAGAGGCAACCAUUACAGUGGAUUGCUUCCACCGUCUCAAGCUACCUCUAGCCAAGGGCAUAUUGACUACUCAAGCCCGUUUCCUCACCCCAAAGCACUUCCAGUCAGUCUGCCGGUGUCUGGAGUCCCGUAAGCAAUAUGCCUCUGC
Molecule: messenger RNA, 1348 nt
Organism: Onychostoma macrolepis
Lineage: Eukaryota; Metazoa; Chordata; Actinopteri; Cypriniformes; Cyprinidae
Exons: 3
Coding region: 83-1333 (416 amino acids)
Source: RefSeq, a predicted model, not a curated record